Macroventuria anomochaeta is the source of this 977-nucleotide messenger RNA. RefSeq lists its product as uncharacterized. The coding region runs from base 132 to 977 and encodes 281 amino acids. Lineage: Eukaryota; Fungi; Ascomycota; Dothideomycetes; Pleosporales; Didymellaceae. The record is from RefSeq and is a predicted model, not a curated record. Gene Ontology annotation, biological process: regulation of DNA-templated transcription. The transcript is spliced from 4 exons.
CCAAACAUCAACAUGUCUAUUGACGAGCUAGACACGACGGAGUGCGUUUCUCGUUGUUCUGACCGUAUAACCUGAAUGCCCCUGUGUACCUUUCAUCAUCCCUUUCCUCCAGUCUAUCCUGUCAUCUCACCAUGGCCGAAGCAAGUACGUCUUCUGAGGAUAUUGCACAUGACGACAUUUGCCCAAUCUGUCAGCUCCUACUCUUCACGCCUGUGAGGACACGCUGCAACCACCUGUUGUGUGCAUCGUGUAUGGCACAGUGGGCUGAUGCCUCUACUACCAAUCAAAUCGAACACUCUAGUUGGGAUGUUGAUCUUGCAGACUUUGAUCCAAAUUAUGACCCCAUAUACGAUCUCGAGGCAAAUUGCCCAAUGUGCCGCACGCAUAUCAUAGCUUCGCCUGAUCAUACGCUAGCCAAGCAGCUCGAAGUAGGUCAGAAUGGUGUCGAGGGUGUCAUGAUCUUGAUCGGCAAUAAGCAUAGGCUGAUCAGAGGAGGCGACGACGCCAACCAGCACGACUGGACGUUCUUCGUCAGAACAUCAAGGUCAGAGCUUAUAGAGGAAGUGCGCGUAAAGCUGCACCCUCCCUUCCGUCCUCCCCGUGUCGUCCUGCGCUGUGCACCAUACGAAGUUCGCCGGCUGGGUUGGGGUUACUUCACGCUCACGCUCGAAACCGAGAUUAUCUUCAAGGCACCAUACAUCUGGGUUGUUGGCAACUCUGGAACAAGACAGCGGGGCCUCGAGCUUACGUGGACGCUUGACUUUGAAGAUCGAGGACGGCAAGGGAGGGUUAGGGCGAAAGUGAAGAAGCUUAAGGAAGAGGGUGGACUAAGGUUACGCACCAGACCAGUACCAACGGUCACGUCUAACGACGAUGAUGAUGACGAAGAAGACUACGAAUCCAAUGACGAGAACGAGAAUUUGUCAGAGGAUGAAGAAGAGGAUACCAGCGUGUUUGUGGAGACACCAGGACGGUAG